This is a messenger RNA of Stegodyphus dumicola, 678 nucleotides long. RefSeq lists its product as uncharacterized. The record is from RefSeq and is a predicted model, not a curated record. Lineage: Eukaryota; Metazoa; Arthropoda; Arachnida; Araneae; Eresidae.
AUGUUCUGUUGUUCUGUUAGAUACCUUAUUGAAGCAGGAUGGUUACAAGGGCCAAAAUGGUUAAAAUUUCCAGCAGAGGAAUGGCCACAAUCUCAAAUCGUAGCUGAUGAGGAAAGUUUAAAUCAAGAGAGAAGGAAGACGGCCAUGAUUAAUACUAAAAGGGAGGUACCCUGGUACCACAAUAGGUUUUCUUCCUACUCGAAGAUAGUUAGAACGUUUGCCUGGAUGAAACGUUUCAUAGCAAUUGCCAAGAAGCCUAAGUUAGAACGAUUCUAUCAAGAUUUGACUGUCAAGGAAAUAGAACAAGCUGAACUGAUAUUACUAAAAGGCAUACAGCAAGAAGCUUUAGGCUUAAUAAUUAAUCCCGUUCUGAAAUAUCUGUAUCCUCAACUUGAUGAAGAUGGUUUAAUCCGUGUUACUACACGUCUCAUACAACGAGAUUAUACUAUCAGUUUCAAACGGCCAAUAAUAUUGCCCAGCAAACAUCCAGUUGUUCAUUUGCUUAUCUUGAAACACCACAGAAUAUUGAGCCAUGCUGGAGUACAAACGUUAAUGGCUCAACUGAGAGAAAACUUCUGGAUAUUAAGAUGUAGAAAAACUGUUCGUGAAGUUUUGAGAUAUUACAAGAAUUGUAGAAGAUUUGAAGUUUCCAAUGCUGAGGUUCGGAAUGCUUUUUGA